Laccaria bicolor S238N-H82 is the source of this 3093-nucleotide messenger RNA. RefSeq lists its product as uncharacterized. The coding region runs from base 1 to 3093 and encodes 1030 amino acids. NCBI's taxonomy places the organism in Eukaryota, Fungi, Basidiomycota, Agaricomycetes, Agaricales, Hydnangiaceae. The transcript has 16 exons. The record is from RefSeq and is a predicted model, not a curated record.
AUGACCUUCAAGUUGAGAACAACGAGACUGAAGCGUUCAACAUGGAGUGCAGGAACAAUUAGAAGAGGGAGAAGACGAAAGAAGUCGAGGGGUCAACUUGGUACGGCAGAUCGCUGGCACACUGAGAGGAAGGGCGAACACGAAAGACUGUUUAAGACUCUGGUAUUCACUGGGGUAACUACGAGAUACAGUCUGUUCUUUUAUACUGCAGUAAUGGGAGCAGGGAGCAGUGUUGAGAAUGGGCCGACGGAGGCCGAGCGCGCUUCGCAUACCCAAUUUCGUGGGGCUAUCUCCAAUGCAACACAUUGCAUCAGUUUAGAGUGUCUGAUGUUACGAAAGCAUCAAGAUGAUUCGAGUUUUGAAAUCAGGUCACACAGCAUACCCAUUGGUGUCAAAAACUGGUCUCUAACUGUUUUAUGCAGGAAUACUCAAGAAUUUGGAGCAAACUCAUCCUUUGUACAGUGGGCACGAUUGCAGUGCAGCAACAGGACCGAUUCAAUUUCGCUUAACGCCUGCGGUUCUGUUUCACUUUCGAAUUUCAACGCGAGUGGACUAGGCGAGAAACAUCAGAAACGAAAGAUCAAGGCGGCGGUGGGGACUCGCGCCACAAAUGUGGUGGGGGUUCGCGCAACGGGCGUGGCGGAAGCUCACACCACUAGCAAGACGGCCGAGACCCGCACCAGAACAAACAGACAGUGCAUCCUCACGUCAAUGGGCCUCACUAUCGAUCCCCAGACCAACAGAGAUAAGGCUCUUCAAGAAGGCUCACCUGUACACCAUCCGGUGCACCCGUGUCCUGCACAACCGCCCUGUCCGGUCCCAGGACGCGGCUUUACGUUUAUGGGACAUGCAAGAGGGAGUGUUUACGGAGUCCUCGGUUCCAGUCUAGCUGCUAGCCGUUUCUCUGUCUUCGACCCCUCUCUUUCAAGAAUAAAGUCGUCGAAGGAAGACCUGGUGGCAUUGAUCGGCAUGUGGCAGAUGGAUACUCUAUGCCCCUUGUACUCCCCUUCUCUACUUGGCUCUUUCACGUGUCGAUUGGCGUCAAACGAGCAGGCUUACUUUGGGGCGAAAUAUGAUAUAUACGAUGAGUUCAAGUUCCCAGCAAUCCACAUCGUCGUGUUACUGGUUGGUGAAAGUUUGAUAACAUUGGAUCAACUGAUCCUAACGUUGUCAACAAAUGCAGUGUGGUUUAUAGCGCUUGCAUUGCUUCUGGCGCCCUCCACCAAUCAUGGGAUGGGUAGCGGUGUGCCAAUGGGAGGUCCUUAUCGCAAAACGGCUGUUUGGGCGCUGACCGUGGCUGGUACUAAAUCUCAAACAUGUUCCGUCCUUCCUCCACCCUCUACGCUAUCCCGAAUGACAAUGUCUACCUCGGAUUUAUCUCAAUCGUACAGCUCUACGCAGACGGGCGACAGCCCUCAACCAACACCACUAGACGUGCAUGAUCCAUUGUGGGAAGAAUAUCUCGAAAAGGCGACUUUGUUCGAUGCACGAAUUAUCGAGGAUUGGAAUAAAAUUGUGGAUGUAACUCUCGUCUUUGUAGGGUUAAUUAUUUCUGUCCUGGCCUCCUUCGUCAUCGACACUUCUCAGCAAUUUAAACCAGAUCCAUCUGAUAUCACCAAUAAACUUCUCAUUGCGAUCUACGAUCAGCUGGUCGCCCAGGCCACUGGCACCAACAUUUCACUACCUCUCGACACCGUCGCUAUUUGGAAGGUAGAUCAGGCCGAUUACGAUCACGCCUUUCUCUGCAAUGCACUCCUAUACAGUAGUUUAGGGCUUUGCACUAUAGCGGCGGCGCUUGCUCUGGCGGCCAAGUUGUGGGUGGUCAGCUACGAUGGCAAACGCUUCGCUUCCUCUUGUAGAACGCCAUACGAGAGGGCAAAGAAGCGUCAGGAAGCUUACAGCGGUGUUUUGGUAUGGAAAAUGGAGACUGCGAUACAAUCGUUAUACCUCAUCCUGCUGAUUGCUCUUGUAGUGUUUGGGUUCUUUGUCCACAUAUCGGUUUGGUCAAUUCAAAAAACUAUUGGCUAUGGUGUCGGAACUCUCCUCACAGUCAGCGUUAGCGCAUUGGGCGUUAUGUCACUUGUUGCUGCUUUCAUUCCCACAUGUCCAUACGACUCAACCUUCUCGGUCAUCAUCAAGGGUAUCUUUGAUCAGAUUCACAAAUUGGCAAGCCUUGUGGUAUCGCGACUGGCCAGGUCCGAGUCAUCGCCUGCUGGGCUUAAACGAUGGGGCUGGAUGACCAUCAAUGGCAUCAUCUUCCGAGGCAUUUUAUUCUUUGGAUCAGGGUCAGCGAUCGCCUGGGCUACCAUAACGCAAUCAAGUGCCUAUUAUUUACUCAUUUUCAUCCCCAUCGCAAUUAGCUUCGAAUAUGCGAUGAAGCAGCCUAAGCCCGUCAACCACAAACCUCAAAAACAUCGGCUUCCCCGCUGGGUGUUAUCGGUCUUCAUAAUCAUGGCACCAACAUUUGCCAUAGCUGGUUACUUCCGCAAUCCACGGAGAUAUAUCAUAUUUGUCAUUCUGUAUGUUUCCGCUAGUCAAAUGUCGAAAUCAUUGGACAAAACUACCGAAAUUGACGCCAUCAUUUGGUUGUUGGAAACCUCUCCAAAUUCCGACUUGAUCAGGAAGGCAUGCCAAAUCCUCAGGGGUUACGGUGACUACAGACCCAAGAUGCUGGAAUCACUUAUGCCUUUGCUUUCUCUCCUUAUAGUCUCGGAUCGCUCAGACGUGGAACUGGAGGAUCUCGAGACAUAUGUAUCAUUUUUGGCAUAUUUGGCGGACUUCGAUAAAAAACCAGGAUCCUGGUUGCUGCUGCGGGAGGAUGCAAUGUCGCACCCGAGGCUUGAAGACCCGCUUCUACAGAAAUUGGUAGAAUUGAAGCAUCAUCCUCGUGUGGGAAUAGCCCAGGCUGCCGAGAAGGUUUUACGUUUAUUCGGAUAUCCGGAUGAAGGGGACACAUCCUCGAUAAUGACCUUCGUCGAACCAGCGCAGUCAUACGAAGAGAUGGGACUUCAUCCAAGACAGGCAAUGAUCCUUUGUCAGCCUCCACCCUUUGAACAGCCGCGAAUUGUGACUCUAGUGCAGGAACAAGAUUGA